This is a messenger RNA of Nymphaea colorata (pocket water lily), 2839 nucleotides long. RefSeq lists its product as uncharacterized. The transcript has 14 exons. Lineage: Eukaryota; Viridiplantae; Streptophyta; Magnoliopsida; Nymphaeales; Nymphaeaceae. Gene Ontology annotation, cellular component: membrane. The coding region runs from base 53 to 2200 and encodes 715 amino acids. The record is from RefSeq and is a predicted model, not a curated record.
CGCAAGACAGAGACAGAGGAGAAGUCGAGAAGAGGAGGGUGAGGGGGAAGAGAUGUGGCUCUUCUACCUCAUCUCGUUGCCCCUAACCCUAGGAAUGGUCUGCGUCACGCUCAGAUACUUCGCCGGGCCGGACGUCCCUCGCUACGUUAUCUUCACCGUCGGCUACGCUUGGUUCUGCUCCCUGUCCAUUAUCAUCCUCGUCCCCGCCGAUAUCUGGACGACAAUUCUGGGCCAUGACAAGGGUGGUAUGGCAUUUUUUUGGGGCUGGUCAUAUUGGAGCACAUUUGCUCUUACUUGGGCUGUGGUGCCUACGAUCCAGGGUUAUGAAGAUGCAGGUGACUUCACUGUGAAAGAAAGACUUAAAUCCAGUAUACAGGCAAACCUUGUCUUUUAUCUUAGUGUUGGCUCGAUUGGUCUUUUUGGAGUAAUCCUACUCAUUGCCAUGCACAAAAUGUGGAGUCAAGGGAUUGUUGGGUUGGCUAUGGGAUGUUCCAAUACCUUUGGGCUUGUUACUGGUGCUUUUCUAUUGGGAUUUGGUUUAAGUGAGAUACCAAAGAGCAUUUGGAGGAAUGCGGAUUGGGCAACUCGUCGAAAAGUUCUUUCCCAUCGGGUAGCAAAAAUGGCUCUCAAUCUUGACAAUGCCCAUCAGGAGUUGUCUAAUGCAAUUGUGGUUGCCCAAGCGACAUCAAAACAAAUGUCCAAACGUGAUCCUUUGAGACCCUAUAUGGAUGUUAUCGAUGAUAUGUUGCACCAGGUGUUUAAAGAAGACCCAGGUUUCAAACCAACAGGAGGUAGAUUGGGAGAAAACGACAUGGACUAUGAUGCAGAUGAAAAGUCAAUGGCUACACUUAGAAGGCAACUUAGGAUAGCUCAGGAGGAAUACUAUAGAUAUAGAAGUGAAUACAUGAAAUAUGUCACUGAGGCCCUUGAAUUGGAGGACGCCAUAAAAAAUUAUGAGCAUGGGAGUGAAACAAGAUGGAAAUACGUUUCAAGUUUGAGACCUGCUCGCACUGGCACCCUUGCACCAUUCCUGGAUACUUUAGAGUGGUUUUGGCGCUGCAUCCUACGGAAGCAUCUUGAAAAAUUGGUCGCUGUCUUGCUUGGGUGUUUAUCUGCUGCCAUUCUUCUAGCAGAGGCAACAUUGCUUCCUGCUGUUGAUCUGUCUCUUUUCUCCAUUCUCAUAAAAACAGUUGGAAAGCAAGAGAUGCUUGUUCAGAUUGUUUCAUUUGUUCCCUUAAUGUACAUGUGUAUUUGUACAUAUUAUUCCUUAUUCAAGAUCGGGAUGCUGACGUUUUACUUUCUGACUCCACGGCAAACAAGUGCAGUGAGCUUGCUUAUGAUAUGUUCUAUGGUCGCUCGGUACGCCCCUCCAAUAUCUUACAACUUUCUAAAUCUCAUCCGGCUUGAUGGAGAUGCAAAAACCACCUUUGAAAUGAGGAUGGGAAACAUUGAUGAUGCAGUGCCAUUUUUUGGGCGUGGGUUUAACAGGAUUUACCCACUGAUUAUGGUUGUUUACACAUUGCUGGUUGCCAGCAACUUUUUUCAUAAAGUCGUGAAUUUUUUUGGCAACUGGAAAAGGCUCAGUUUUCAAAAUGAGGCUGAAGAUAUGGAUGGGUUCGAUCCAUCAGGAGUUAUCAUCCUGCAGAAGGAGAGAUCCUGGCUCCAGCAAGGUUCGAGUAUUGGGGAGAGUAUUGUUCCAUUGGUUAGAAACUUCAACGCUGUUAGUGCAGAUAUAGAAUCUGGUACUGUGCCUGUGGGAUCUGCCAGAAAUGAAAUCAAGUCACUGACGGCAAGUUUAUCAAGGCAUGAUGGUAGUGGUUCUCAGUCAAGGACUUUUGAGGAUGAGAACCGAAGAUAUAACAGUCGCCGUGAAGGCAUUGAAAGAAAAUACGGCGCUUUGAAAGGUCAGCAACGAAGAGAUUCCAAGCCUUCUUUCUCAGUCUCUCUGCUUGAAUCUGGCAACUCCAGAGAUGAACACAACUCAAAAGUGACGACGAGCAGUUCGUCUGGACUCUCAAAUACAUGGGCUUCAAUGAAAACUAAUUUCCAGAAUUUCCGAGCAAACUUAGAUGCCAAGGGAUUCAUGCAGCUGCGUCAAACUCGAGAAUCGAAACCAAACUCUGACGUCCCAGAAAAAUCCCUGGAUGAGAUAUUUAAGAAAAUAAAGAAACCUCCGGAGAACAGAGGUGAUGAGUUUUGAGUACCGUUAUGCCGUGGGCAACGCAAUGUCCAGGGCCGCUAGAUAAUCGCCAAAAGCUCUACCGAGUAAUGAGGUUAACUGAUCGUUCCUUCCACCAAUAUGUGAAGAUCCGGUUGAUUGCCAAACUCAUUAAAUUAAUUCAUUGAGAUCCAUACAUGGGGAGGGCAGUAUUCUAAGGGAACCCGAUCCCAAAAUUGCAUAAGCUUGGAGGAUUAUCCUGACGAACUCGGCAGAGAUUGCAAGAUACAUGCCCGGGAUCCAACUCGUCAGAGCAUGUUUUCAAAUUAAUUUUCUGCUUAAAAAGUUCGUGUGAAAGGUGUUCAUAUCGAUUGAAUCGCUUCAUUGUACAGCUUCUUCACAGCACAGUGGUGAUGAAUAUUUCUAGGAGUUCUAGUGUACAAGCUCUGUUCAUCUCUAUUUAUUUCAUUUUCGUUAGUGUUGUGAUGCGAGAGAAGAUGUCGAAAGGGUCUGAUACUAAAUCCAUGGGUCUGCAUCCUCUGGUCUAUGCGUUUCAUGGGAAAGGUUGGUGGUGGGUUCGGAUGACACAAAUGUGGGUCUGCACGACAGCCACGUCCAAUGCUGAAGGAGCUGUCUCUAUUACACGAGUCAGGAUGCUGGUAUUUCUUUGGUUUGUCGAUC